UUCAAAUCGCUCUUCCUAGCCCUCUUCCUUGUCCUCUUCCAGCUCCAUUUAUCCUUCUGACCAGCCUAUCAAGUGGUGUCAAAGAGUUCGUGCGUCGUUUCCCACCCUUGCACAGACUCGUGUAGCUAGCCAAUCAGAUGCGAGAUAUUACUCAGACGACCUCAUUGAUAUGUGUAGAACGGAAGGAAACGUGGUGAUGGCGUAAGUACUUGAAAGAAACAUGGUCGGGGGCUUGUCAUCUUUCUAGAUAAAGCUUGUUUAAACGACUACGAAACUUGUGGCUGUCAGGAGGGUUGCCUAGCUGCUAUCUGAUCUCCCCAUUUUCAUCAUCCACCUCAGAAUGGCGCUCCUCUCACCCCUCACACUCCUCCAAACCCUACUCCUCUUCACCUUCUCACCACCCACACUGUCCCAAAAAUCAUCCCCACCACCAUCUAUCACAGUCCCAAUAUUCCACCUCCCAGUAAUCCAACCCUCGGGCCCAAACUUCUCUGGCAACCGCACUUGGCACGGCUCCAUCAUCGCCGUCAAUGUAUCCGCAUCUCUCACUACAAUCGCCAUAACCUCAACCUACGAAGUCCAUAUUUCCCCCUAUUAUCAUGGGCAGAGUGCGAAGAGUACGUAUGCGCUUACCACCGGAACGCCGGAAACGAUUACGCAGGGAGUGCGGAGGUGGGAAAAGACGGUGAUGUUUGGGAAUGGGAGCGAUGUGGUUAGCUGCGGCUUGGAGGGUGUGACGGCGGCAGAGUGUACGACGAGAUAUUUCGGGGCUGUGAGUGGGACGGGGAGUGUUGACGCUGUUCAGACGGGGACGGAGAGGUGGAAUGCGAGUGCUUCGAGUGGAUGGGGUUGGGCGAAUGUGACGGUCACGGGAGGUGUGGAGAAAUUGGGGACUGCAGUGCCGGUGCAACCGAGUGGUAGUGGUAUGGGUGGAUGGGAGAGCCCGCUAGCGGCGAGAUGGCGGGUUUGGAUGCUGGGUUUGAGUGUUGUCGGGAGUUGCUUUAUGUGAAGGAGAAGAGAAAUUGGAAAGAAAACAGAGUUACGAGAUGGAUAUUGGAGGGAAAUUGAAGCUGCAACAGAUGGUCUUGAGAAGGUCGGAUUGGAAAGAGGUAUUGAGAAGAUAUGAUGAGAGAUAUGGUAGGCUGCGGCUUAUUAUGCCCGAGGAACGACAAGGGCUUUCAAGGACCCAGAGCUGAAAUACCAAAGUAUAGGUAAGCUUUGAUAAGAUUCGAGAAUACAUACAGCUAGGAUUUGACAAACGGGAUAAGAAGGGAGAAUUGACGACAGUACGAUAAAUGGAGUAGGGAAUGUACGUCUAAUAGGACUUUUCUAAACAAUAUGCCAAGGAUU
Molecule: messenger RNA, 1350 nt
Organism: Lindgomyces ingoldianus
Lineage: Eukaryota; Fungi; Ascomycota; Dothideomycetes; Pleosporales; Lindgomycetaceae
Exons: 1
Coding region: 341-1009 (222 amino acids)
Source: RefSeq, a predicted model, not a curated record